Messenger RNA from Epinephelus moara (kelp grouper), 1115 nucleotides. RefSeq names its product RAN, member RAS oncogene family (gene ran). The transcript is spliced from 7 exons. Gene Ontology annotation, biological process: ribosomal subunit export from nucleus; protein import into nucleus. Gene Ontology annotation, molecular function: GTP binding; GTPase activity. NCBI's taxonomy places the organism in Eukaryota, Metazoa, Chordata, Actinopteri, Perciformes, Serranidae. Gene Ontology annotation, cellular component: nucleus; cytoplasm. The coding region runs from base 121 to 768 and encodes 215 amino acids. The record is from RefSeq and is a predicted model, not a curated record.
GGUCACAUGAUAUGGGCGGAAACUGACUCAUAGUCCACGCUGAAUCUCCCGCGAACGCAGCCAUUUACCUCUUUUCUCUCUAAGCAGUGACACCGAAAAAUCGCAACCACGGCGGACUCAAUGGCACAGUGUGUUCCGGUGGUGAUCUUCAAGUUGGUGUUGGUAGGAGAUGGAGGCACCGGAAAAACAACUUUUGUGAAGAGGCACAUUACAGGAGAGUUUGAGAAGAAAUAUGUUGCCACCCUGGGAGUAGAGGUGCACCCGCUGAUGUUCCACACCAACAGAGGACCUAUCAAGUACAAUGUGUGGGACACAGCUGGUCAGGAGAAGUUUGGAGGCCUGAGAGACGGCUACUAUAUUCAAGCUCAGUGUGCUAUCAUCAUGUUUGAUGUUACCUCUCGAGUCACCUAUAAGAACGUGCCCAACUGGCAUCGUGACCUGGUCCGUGUCUGUGAGAACAUUCCCAUUGUCCUCUGCGGCAACAAGGUGGACAUCAAAGACAGGAAAGUCAAAGCCAAGAGCAUUGUGUUUCACCGCAAGAAGAACCUGCAGUACUACGACAUUUCUGCCAAGAGUAACUACAACUUUGAGAAACCUUUCCUGUGGCUAGCAAGGAAGUUGAUCGGUGAUCCCAACCUGGAAUUUGUGGCAAUGCCUGCUCUCGCUCCCCCAGAGGUCCAGAUGGACCCCAGCCUUGCUGCGAAGUACGAGGAAGAACUUCAAGUUGCAUCACAAACAGCACUCCCAGAUGAAGAAGAUGACCUCUAACCUGUUACCUGGAUUUUCCCCUCUCUCUCUCUCACCCCCAAACGUGGACAGGAAGUUGUUGGAGUUUUGCCCCCCCCUUUACUGUAAAAUCCCUUUUCAGAUUUUUUAUUUUUGAAUUUUUUUUGUUGUUUUAAAACUAAAGAAAAAAAAACUUGGUGGAAAAAGUUGUGGUUCUAAUUUCACUGUAUGAGACACACCCGCCCUAGUGUUGUUGUUGGCAUGGCAACAUGCUACUCUUCAUCAUCGAGCACCCUCCACUGCACUUGCCCAGCUCACAUAAUGCUGUUGUACGGUGUACUGGAAACACUAAGGGGAGUUAACUUUGAAUAAAAACAUUCUCAAUAUAA